UAUAUGGUACACCAAAAAUCGACGAAUUACCCAUCACUGCUCUAGUCUUCUUGCUCCAGGCCAACUCCUUUUUACACUAAUUUCCAUUUCGUAGUUAAAGCUGGUUGAAGUCCAUGUUUAUAGCCAUAUAGGCUGUCAAGAUAUUUCUUAUUUCAUCGGCAAAGGAAAGCUUAUGAAUCAUACUGAUUUAUUCAGUCAAAAAUAUGAGCGAUAAGCAACGCACUAGUUCGUUGGAAAGCCCAGUUAAUCAAGAUGAGCUUAUUCUCCAGCAACAAAGAAGCAUUGAAAAAGAGAUUUCUGAAUCAAUUCCUCUCGUAGGAGAUAAAGAGUCAUUAAAAGACCUUGAAAAAGAAUAUGAAGGAGAUGAAAUAUAUCUAUCAAAGGUGAAAGUUCUUGGUCAAAAAUAUUCUCAUAUUAGGCGGACAAGGCCUGAUGGAAAUUGUUUCUUUCGUGCGUUCAGUUAUGCAUAUCUGGAAAAAUUAAUCAAUAACAAAGAUGAAUACAAUAAGUUUUGUGAUCUCGCAUCUAAGAGCAAAGAUAAUUUGGUUGCAUUGGGAUUUCCACACUUCACGGUUGAAGAUUUUCAUGAUACUUUUAUGGAAGUUAUCAAAAAAGUCGGUGGAGAAACUGACGUGAGUCGAUCUGAACUACACAGGUUUUUUAAUGAACAAGGCUAUUCGGAUUAUAUUGUUGUCUACCUUCGAUUAAUAACAUCCGGUCAAUUGCAAAAAGAAGCUGACUUUUAUCAAAACUUUAUCGAAGGAGGACGAACAGUGGUUGAGUUUUGUCAUCAGGAAGUCGAGCCUAUGUAUAAAGAAUCAGAUCAUAUUCAUAUCAUUGCAAUGAGCACUGCCUUGAAUACUGGUGUGAGAGUUCGUUAUAUGGAUCGUGGAGCUGGAACAGAAGUCACAGCACAUGAUUUCCCGGAAGGUUCUACGCCAGCAGUACAUUUGUUGUAUCGCCCCGGUCAUUAUGACAUCUUAUAUCCUUGAUAAUUUUUGAAAAUGUUAAUGAUAAAAAACUUUUCCAAAAUAUAUUACAGAAAUAAAU
Messenger RNA from Aphidius gifuensis, 1050 nucleotides. RefSeq names its product ubiquitin thioesterase otubain-like. The record is from RefSeq and is a predicted model, not a curated record. The transcript has 5 exons. Gene Ontology annotation, molecular function: cysteine-type deubiquitinase activity; ubiquitin binding. Gene Ontology annotation, biological process: protein K48-linked deubiquitination. Gene Ontology annotation, cellular component: nucleus. The coding region runs from base 204 to 992 and encodes 262 amino acids. Lineage: Eukaryota; Metazoa; Arthropoda; Insecta; Hymenoptera; Braconidae.